CCUCGCUAAUGAGCCUUGGCAGCCCAAAUUCCUACCGGCUCGCGUGUCUUUCUAAAAUGAAAAUGGAAUUGUAAUAAAGGGGAAAUCCUAGAAACCGAUUCUGAACUUUGUCUCUCUUCAAGAGCUCUCUCUCACAGACAAAGACAGGCAUCAAUGGCGACUGCACGUGAGGAGAACGUGUACAUGGCGAAGCUUGCAGAGCAAGCUGAACGGUACGAAGAGAUGGUGGAGUUCAUGGAGAAGGUGGUAGCGGCCGCGGACGGCGCCGAGGAGUUGACCGUGGAGGAGCGCAACCUUUUGUCCGUUGCCUAUAAGAAUGUGAUCGGCGCUCGCCGUGCUUCGUGGCGUAUCAUCUCGUCAAUUGAGCAAAAGGAGGAGGGCCGCGGAAACGAAGACCACGUUGCCUCAAUUAAGGACUACAGAUCUAAGAUCGAGUCAGAGCUUACCUCGAUCUGUAACGGCAUUCUCAAGCUCCUCGACUCCAAGCUCAUCGGCGCUGCUUCAUCCGGUGAUUCAAAGGUCUUCUAUUUGAAGAUGAAGGGUGACUACCACCGCUACUUGGCUGAGUUCAAAACUGGAGCCGAGAGAAAAGAGGCCGCCGAGAACACACUCUCCGCCUACAAGUCUGCCCAGGAAAUUGCCAAUGCGGAACUAGCUCCUACACAUCCCAUUCGUCUUGGCCUAGCUCUCAACUUCUCUGUAUUUUACUAUGAGAUCUUGAAUUCUCCAGACCGUGCUUGUAAUCUUGCCAAACAGGCCUUUGAUGAAGCAAUUGCAGAGCUUGACACUUUAGGAGAGGAGUCCUAUAAGGACAGCACUCUGAUUAUGCAGCUUCUUCGGGAUAAUCUCACCCUGUGGACAUCAGACAUGCAGGAUGAUGGAGGAGAUGAGAUCAAAGAAGCUGCCAAACCCGAUAAUGAGCAAUGAAGUCAUUGAACCUUUUGAAACUUUGAAGAAAGCCUUGUUUUAGCUUGCUGCCAGGUUGAAAUUGUGCUUUCUAGUGCUAGGCUUUAUUUCAAGUAUUUGCAACUUCUGAAAGAACUACUUUAUAUUUUAUGUUUCUAAUCCUUGGUUCUUAGUAAUUUUUUCCUACUUGGUUUUGUCAUUGGGAUGGUUUCCUUUUCCUCAAAGGAACUUUGCAUUAAGCUAUUUUUUUUUU
Messenger RNA from Cuscuta europaea, 1159 nucleotides. Lineage: Eukaryota; Viridiplantae; Streptophyta; Magnoliopsida; Solanales; Convolvulaceae. The record is from the annotation of a GenBank genome assembly.